This is a messenger RNA of Sinocyclocheilus grahami, 6208 nucleotides long. RefSeq names its product protocadherin-related 15a (gene pcdh15a). Gene Ontology annotation, biological process: sensory perception of sound; inner ear development; homophilic cell-cell adhesion. The transcript has 35 exons. The record is from RefSeq and is a predicted model, not a curated record. Gene Ontology annotation, cellular component: cell-cell junction; stereocilium; plasma membrane. Gene Ontology annotation, molecular function: calcium ion binding. Bases 459 to 5912 code for a protein of 1817 amino acids. Lineage: Eukaryota; Metazoa; Chordata; Actinopteri; Cypriniformes; Cyprinidae.
AGGUUGAAUGAGGGUUGUUUGAGGUGGGCUGCACUUUCAAUGAAGCUGUCAUGCAAAUUUUUACCGUUACUUGAGGACUAUCAAACACCGUCCGGAAACUGACCUGCUCUUGGACUUUACGCGCUUAAGAAGAAUCAGGAAGAAGUAAAAUCACCGGGGCUCUUGCGGUCCAUCCUCGACAGAGAAAAAGGCACACAUAGAGACUGAUGCGGGAUUCGCUGCGGGGGUCUGUCCGGUGACACUCUGCUUGGAUUUUAAACGGACAUGGUGGGUUGACGUUUGAGUGAUACGGAGACCGUCCGGUAAAUUCCUGACAGGAGCAAUGAAUUAUUUCACGCGCGGUGCUCGUGAGUGAAAACGCUCGCGUAACUGUUGCUGUGAACAGCCGUCUGCAGGAACAUGAGGAGAGGACAUAACUGAAAUAAACUGCGUGGGUUGGCAGUAGGCAGUAACUGAAGAUGAGGAGGCGCUGGUGGCGAUCGGGGUUGGUGAUUGGCUUGCUUGUUAUCAUCACCCAAAUCUCGGCUCAAAACACAGAGGACUGGCACUAUGAGGAGUGUAAGUUGUCACGGUCGGGUCCACCUGCCACUAUCGUCACCAUUGAUGAGGAAAGUCCAAAUGGUACCGUUCUUGUGGAAAACAUGCAGAUCAAUGGUCGUGCUCAGGAUCCAGAUAGAACCAUCUCCUUGACGCUGCUGGACAACUAUGAUUACUGGGUUAUCCUUGACUCUGCGCUGCAGAGACUGUAUCUCAACAGCACUGGACGAGUGCUGGACCGAGAUCCACCCAGUUACAUCACCACAAUCGUGGUUCAGAUUCAGUGCACCAAUGAGCUGGUGGGAACAGUUAUUCUGCAUGAAGUACGGAUAGUGGUGAGGGACAGAAAUGACAACACACCUCGUUUCCAGCAGCCUCGUUACUAUGUAUCAGUUAAUGAGCUCUCUCCCGUCGGUACCACCAUCUUCACCGGCUUCUCAGGAAACAAUGGAGCCAUGGACAUCGAUGACGGACCGAACGGACAGAUCGAAUAUACCAUUCGGUACAACCCAAAUGACCCGAUGUCAAACAGGACUGUGCGUGUUGCUGGGACUCUGUCUGGUAACAUUGUUUUGGCAGAGCGGCUGAACUAUGAGGAGAGAACUCGCUAUCUAAUUAUAGUCCAGGCCAAUGACCGGGCUCCGUAUCCGGGAACUCGUCGCACGGCAACCACUACUCUAACUCUGGAUGUUUCGGAUGGAGAUGAUCUGGGUCCCAUGUUCCUCCCAUGUGUUCUGGUCAACAACACACAGGACUGUAACCCUAUCACAUACCGUCUGGCCAUUCCUGAGCUCACUGACCCGAGUAAACUGAACCCUCUGAAUGUGACACCUCCCAUUCGAGCCAUUGACCAGGACAGAAACAUCCAGCCGCCCUCCGACAGACCCGGAAUCCUGUACUUCAUACUGGUUGGUCAACCUGCUACAUACCCAGAAUUCUUCUCACUCAACAGGAGCACGGCUGAGCUGCGGCUGCUGAAGCCUGUGGACAGAGAGCUGUACCAGCGCUUCAAUCUUGUCAUUAAGGCAGAGCAGGAUAACAGUCACCCUCUUCCUGCAUACGCUAACCUGCAGAUUGAAAUUCUGGAUGAGAACAAUCAGGCGCCAUAUUUCCAGCGCUCCUCGUACCAGGGCUUCAUCAGUGAGUCUGCCUCGGUUGGCACCACCAUCUCAGGGAUCACCAACCUCACGGCCCCACUGGGCAUCAUCGCACUUGACAACGACAUAGAAGAGACAAAAGAUCCUCAGCUGAAGAUCACUCUGAAUGACCACACCUCCAUCUUCUCCAUCACGUCUACUGGCAUCACACGCUACCUUACUCUGCUGAAACCAGUGGACCGAGAAAUACAGACCAACUACACCUUAACGUUGGUGGCAUCUGAUGGCGUUCAACAGAGCAGACCCGUGAUGGUGGACAUCCUGGUCAUCGAUGCGAAUGACAACACGCCCACUUUCAGUCUGGUGUCCUACAGUGUGGAGAUCUUCACUAAUAUGCUACCCGGAGAGACCGUCCUGCAGCUGACGGCUCAGGACGCUGACGCUGGUUUAAACGGCCUCAUCACAUACAUCAUCCUGGCUGGAGAUCAAGGCGAUUUCAUCAUCAACAACCGCACAGGACGAAUCACGUUAGCACCAGGGGUCACGCUGAGCGUCGGCCGUUCCUACGCACUGACCGUCAGAGCGUCAGACAAUGCUCCCGACCCCGAGAGGAGGAGCUCCAUAACUACGGUCUAUAUAGAGGUUCUGCCACCCAACAAUCAGAGUCCACCACGAUUCCCCAUACAGACCUACAACCUGGAGAUCAGUGAGGCCAUGAGGAUAGGAGCCAUACUGUUAAAUCUGCAGGCUACAGACCGUGAGCUGGAUCCGAUCACCUAUCAGAUAGCAAGCGGUGACCCACAGCAGGUUUUCAACCUUUCACGAACUAUAGGUCUUCUGCUGCUGGCCAAACCUCUGGACAGAGAGACCAUCGACCAGUAUCGCCUCAUCGUCACGGCAUCUGACGGCCACCCAGGAGGGAUUUCCACAGCCACUGUCAGCAUUGUCAUCACGGAUGUUAAUGACAACGACCCCACCUUCGACCUCACUCUUCCCAGAAAUCUGACCGUGAGGGAGGAAGAGGCCAAUGUGCUCGUGGGUCAAGUCAGGGCCACCGAUCCUGAUGGCGGGCUCAACGGUCAGGUCCGAUACCGUUUGCUCUCCUUUGUGUCUCUGUUCACCAUAAACGCCACGGGCAGCAUCUUCAGUGCGGUUCCGUUGGACCGAGAGACACGGAGCUGGUACGAUCUGAUCGUGGAGGCGUCAGAUGGAGCAGUGGACCCCCGCAGGACCACCAUCACACUGCUGGUGGAGGUGACAGACAUCAAUGACAACAGCCCUGUGUUUUCCCAGCCCAUCUACACCGUCAACGUCCCAGAAAACACCCCCGCUGGAACCGUCAUCCUGAGACUCAGUGCGGUGGAUGCCGAUCUCGUCUCUAACGUGACCUACAGAAUAAAAACAGAAGCUGCUCGGCAGCUCUUCACCGUGAACCGUCUGACCGGCGCCGUAUCAGUCCUGCAGGCGCUAGACUUUGAGGACUUGGCAGCAGGCAACAGCACCUACACAUUUGAAGUGGAGGCGUUAGAUCACGGAGGAGUCCUCCUUCCUGGCACAGCCACAGUCAUCGUUAGAAUCACGGAUAUGAAUGAUUUCUCCCCGGUCUUCAGACAGGCACUUUAUAAAGGGAUGGUGGCUCCAAAUGCAGAGAAGGGAACAGUCAUCACAACUGUGCUUGCAGAAGAUCAAGACCCUCCGGGUACGCCUGCCAGUAAAGUGCGCUACAGAGUGGAUCAGGAUCUGUCUCCGUACAGUGGAAGUAUCUUUGAUGUGGAGACAGAAACAGGACGAGUUAUCACCAAAGUCAACCUGAAUGAGCAGCCCAACGCCGUCUUCAGGCUGGUGGUCAUCGCCUAUGAUGACGGAGAGCCGGUGAAAAUGAACAGAACUACAGUGGAAAUCACUGUGCUUCAGCCCUCCAGGAUUCCCAUCUUCACCGAGGAAGAGUACAGGUUUAGUCUGGUGAGUGAGAACGCUCCUGUCGGGACGCCUGUGGGAAUUAUUCUGGCCACAGCUGUCAACACCACUGUCUUUUACUCCAUAGUGAGUGGAAAUGAAGGAGGUGAGUUCACAGUCAAUAACCGCACUGGGAUCAUCUACACAAAUAAACUUCUGGACUAUGAGAGUGUGACCAGUUAUGUGCUCCGCGUGCAGGCCGAUUCUCUCGCCAUCAUCCUCGCCAACCUGCGUGUUCCCUCCAAAACGAACACGGCAAAGGUGUUUAUUGAUGUGCAGGAUGAGAAUGAUCAUCCUCCGGUCUUCACAAGGUCUCUUUACAUCGGAGGAGUGACUGAAGACACUAAGACCUUCACCACAGUACUGAAAGUUGUGGCUACAGAUGUCGACACGGGGAACUACAGUAAGAUGGCCUACAGACUGAUCAUCCCUCCCACGCCCGAGGGGCAGGACAGUUUCGUCAUUGAGCCGUACACCGGCGUCAUCAAGAGUGCCAUCAUGUUCCGAAACAUGCGCCGGUCUUACUUCAAGUUUCAGGUCAUCGCCACAGACAACUACGGGCAGGGAUUGAGCAGCAGGGCUGAUGUGGUGGUGUCUGUUGUCAAUGCCUUGGACAUGCAAGUUGUGGUUUCUAAUGUGCCACCCACUGUGGUGGAGGAGAACAAAGAGCAGCUGAUUAGUAUUUUGGAGCGCUAUGUGCAAGAUCAGAUCCCUGGUGCUAAAGUGAUAGUGGAAUCGAUCGGUCCUCGGCGACACGGAGAAGGUUAUGAACUUGAGGACUACACCAAAUCAGACCUCCAGGUGUAUGCCAUCGACCCUCUCACCAACAGAGCCAUCUCCAGACAAGAGCUCUUCAAGUUUCUGGAUGGCAAGAUUCUGGACAUCAAUAAAGAGUUCCAGCCGUACCUGGGCGAGGGCGGGCGGAUUCUGGAGAUCCGUUCUCCUGACAUCGUGGCGAGUGUGAAGAAGGCUGCGCAGGCUGUGGGCUACACAGAGGGGGCUCUGCUGGCACUGGCCAUCAUCAUCAUUCUGUGCUGCAUCCCAGCUAUUCUCAUCGUCAUGGUGACGUACAAACAAUUCAAAGAGAGACAGGCCGAGUGUGCCAAAACUGCCCGUAUCCAGAUGGCUCUUCCUGCCGGCAAAUCAACAGGAGGUGGCGCUCCGACCAAUCUCUACGAGGAGCUGGGAGAUGGCGGCAUGCUUGGACUACAAAGGCGCCGAAAGUCUGUAAUUGAGGAGGCGGAUCGACAGAGUCUCAUAAGAGCAUUCGCCUCUCGUGCUAUUGCCGCUCACAAACUGUGUGGCGGAAAUGGAAAGUUGCUCGACAAGUUGCCCAAGUCAGAAAGCAACAUCACCUUCCUCUCAGAUGAACAGCCGCUCACCACACAAAAUCCACUUUACCGGGAUGGAGCAUCCAGUAGUCCGGAGCCCAACUCGGAGGUGCAAAGGGUCGGUGAGUUUCUAGACAGUGACAUCCCAUCUCCGACGAGCCCCAUCAGCCAGAUGACUUCUUGGUCAUUGCCGUCCCGUAUUCGAGGACGAGGGCUUUAUGAUGCUCUGUGCCGGCAGGCACUCUGGGACCCCACUGAAUGGGAGGAGCAAGAGCUGAAGGUGGGGCUUAAGGACAGCAGGGAAGAACUUGAUGCUGAUGUAGAUCAAAGUGGUCGAAGCACAGAAACAAAGCUGUCGGUCCGAGAACAAGCCAGACAGUUUGAGCAGCAAGCUUUAGCUGAACGGACGCCCAGACAGAGCCGGGACUCUUACGCAUCUCUGGAUCCGGACGACCCACUGCUAAGCGCCUUCAUGUUCUCAUCCAGUCCAAUUUCCGUUGGCAAGGACAUCCCACCCUGCAUUAUCAUCACCGGGGGUGACGGCGAGACUCCCCCCCCACCCAUGGCUCAGCGGCCGACUCCACCCGUCCUGAGGAAGUUCAGCUCCAGUAUAUCCAAUUACAUGACGGUGGAGCCUUGUGAGAUCACAUUGGAAUUCAUAUCAGACUCCAGUCCACCACUCCCUCACCCUGUCCCAUCCCGCUCUUUUCUUUCUCCUCCACUUCUGCAACAGGACUUCACCCCACCACCAACCCCAACUCCUGUUCAGUCUCCAACUCCUACACCUAAACUAAGAGGGAUCCUCAAGAGCAUGCCCAGAUCUGCUGACAGCAUUGAUGUGAAAGAUGACAGCAGUUGCGAAGGAGGAAGUAAAGACUCCACGACUGUUGUCCUAAAAGAGCCAGAGUCUAAACCAGGCGAAACAGACAGCAGCCAAUUAGAAUCAGACUCUUCUUCUCAGCCCUCAAACCAACCAAUCCCAGUGGAAUGAGAGAUCGCCCCCACCCCAGCCCUUAAUUUCUGAAUGAACUCUGGAACUCUUUUUUUAAUACCUUCUUUCCUACACUUGAACUUGUUUCAUUACUUACUUUUUCAUCUAUUAUUUCGAGGGCACUUUACUUUGAGAGCACUUUAUAGUACAUUUCAAAGAAGGUCAAAAGCGUAGUGUUUCAUGUGGCCGUCUUCAAUGUGACUGUGAGGUGUUUUACUGUUUUUAUGGUAUAAGCGAGUUGUGUUUAAACCGCAAGUACCUCACAGAAUGGUCAUUUGUGCAUUUGUGUCAGUCAA